This is a messenger RNA of Dufourea novaeangliae, 628 nucleotides long. RefSeq names its product coenzyme Q-binding protein COQ10 homolog B, mitochondrial. The transcript has 3 exons. Bases 1 to 579 code for a protein of 192 amino acids. NCBI's taxonomy places the organism in Eukaryota, Metazoa, Arthropoda, Insecta, Hymenoptera, Halictidae. Gene Ontology annotation, molecular function: ubiquinone binding. The record is from RefSeq and is a predicted model, not a curated record. Gene Ontology annotation, biological process: ubiquinone biosynthetic process; cellular respiration. Gene Ontology annotation, cellular component: mitochondrion.
AUGUAUAGGGGUGUUGCACUGUUUGAAAAUGCAAUGCUUCGAGGUAAACUUAAUUUUAAUAAACAACGCAUGGAAAGAAAGUACAUGGCUGAUACAUCGAAGACGAAGGAAUAUGAAGGACGAAAAUUAAUAGGAUUUUCAAUGGAACAAAUGUACGACGUUGUAGCGGACGUAAAAAGUUACAAAGUUUUCUUACCAUUUUGUAAAAAGUCUGACGUGAUAUUAAAAAAUGAAGAUGGUCUGAAAGCCAAUUUAGUAAUAGGAUUUCCGCCUAUCCACGAAAGUUACACGUCUAGAGUAACGCUGGUACGGCCACAAUUAGUCAAAGCCGAAUGCACCGAUGGUAGACUAUUCAAUCAUUUAAAUACUCUAUGGCUUUUCAGUCCAGGAUUGAAAAACAAUUCAAAAACUUGCGUUAUCGACUUUUCUUUAUCCUUUGAAUUCAAGUCACUCAUACAUUCCCAUUUGUCGAAUUUAUUUUUUAAUGAAAUUGUAAGGCAAAUGGAAAAUGCUUUUAUCGAAGAGGCAAAACGCAGAUACGGCAGGCCUUGUAUGAAAACAGUACGAUUAGAAAGAUGACAAAUCGUAUUGAUUUAGUAAAGAAUAAAUUAAUGAUUGUAUAAAAUAA